AUGGGACUAACCGGUGAAGUAAUUACUUACUCAUAUAUAAUCCGCGUUGUUCGUGAAAUCCAAGAUGUGAUGGAAGAACGAGGAUUCACUACACUAAUCGACAUUUCUAGAAUAUUCGAUUUAUCCACGCACCUGGUCAGCAAUAUAGUUGACAAACACAUGUGUAAUGUCCACAAAGAUAGCGAUACUAUCUACACAGAUGUAUAUUUGGAUGAAUUUAGAGCAAAGAUAAGAGGAUACUGUACCGCUCUUAUAGGGCCAGUAACAGUCAAUGUCGCGUCUGCAAAACUAAAUCUUGCUGAGCGUAUCUUCAUUUUUCUUCUAGAGGGACUCAUUAUAUCUGGCGAAGUGAUGGGAAGUCUUGUGGCUAGUGAAGGAGUCUUUGUGCCCUCUUGCUUUGUACACGCUCAGGAUACAUAUAUUACAAAAUUUUUCGAGCAAAAUGGCUACGUUGAAUGGGGUUUUAUUAAGCGACUUGGUAUAAGUGAUCCCAGAUUAUAUCUGCAAACGAAAUUUAAGGAGGCUUCACACUCUGAAGGUAUUAGAAUCAGUGAAUCUCAAUUUGUUCAAAUUAAGGCUGCUAUUGAUGAGGCUAUAUCUGAUUCCUCUUGGGUUGAUCUGAACUUUUAUCUACCAGUCAGUGUUAAUCAGAAAGACAGCGGAGCUAUGAUGGCACCAUUCAUCAAGGGAGGAGAUGCAUGCUUUCUGCAGAAUGCUAUGUAUGUCGUUAAUAAUGAAUUUAAAAAACACUGCAUCUGCAAACUUGAACUAAUCAAUAUGAACAAAGCAGAAGAAGAGGCUCGCAGCAUAGACUAA
Protopolystoma xenopodis is the source of this 816-nucleotide messenger RNA. The record is from the annotation of a GenBank genome assembly. NCBI's taxonomy places the organism in Eukaryota, Metazoa, Platyhelminthes, Monogenea, Polystomatidea, Polystomatidae.